Molecule: messenger RNA, 1002 nt
Organism: Rhizophagus irregularis DAOM 181602=DAOM 197198
Lineage: Eukaryota; Fungi; Glomeromycota; Glomeromycetes; Glomerales; Glomeraceae
Source: RefSeq, a predicted model, not a curated record
GCGCAUAGCAUAUUCUGCGGAUAUAAUUCACAUGAACCAAUGACGCCUUACUGCGGGGCGCCAAAAGAUGACGUUUACAUGCUAUAAGCCACCCACGUUAUUCGAAAAAAAGAAAGAAACUAUACGGCAAUUUAGUCUAUGCGAAUAUGCAAUUCAUCCUAGGGGGAGGUUUUUCUUUCGUAUCUUCCAUCACGAUAAUAAUAGCCUCUAUCACAUUCACCAUAUUCAUUAUAUCCAUCGUAUCCAUUAUAUCCAUCAUCACAUGAUGUGGCGUAAAGUUCAGAUAAUUCUGGAAAAUCUGGAACAUUCGCGAUUUUUUUACAUAAAAAGGACGACUUCUUACGUGUUUGUUCCGUGUUUCCUGUCUUCCUGUCUUCCCAACAAAAUGAGUGUCGCGACAGAAGGCCUAGAAGAAAUACAAAUUAAGGUAUUAACGUAUAUUGAGGAAUCAUUGAAAAAAUUGACACCUGAGGAAAAACAAGAUGUCGUAAAGAUCGAUCUUUCUGCUUACAAAUUGGAUAAUGUUGUUAUGUCGGCGUGUGGUUCCAAAUGCCGACCCAAGCACAACAGACAAGGCCUAUUGCUGAACAAUGUCCCCUCCCAGACGUUUUCUAUAAUAGAGACCCAGAUCGCAGUAGAGCUUUAACUAACAUUGCUUUCGUCCAACAACAAAACUUGGGUAUUGAAUUCAUUGGGAUUGCCCUCCCUUAUUCAACAAACACUUUCCAGCAAAAUCCAAAUCCUGGGAUAGCUACGACACCUGCAAAUCCUCUAGCAAACCAAAACGCAAGACCUUUCAUAGCACCGUACAUUAUUCAUUGGGACAUGAAUAAUGUUCCAGUUUACUACAGAAUUAAUUGGAAUGAGCACCUUGUCCUUAGAUGUGGUUGGGUCCUUGAGUUUAAUAUCGUUCUUAAUGUACUUGCAAUGUAAUCGUUAAUAUUAUUUUUAAAGCCUUCUAUCUUUUUUUCUGAUGCUUAUAUUAUUAGAAAUGUACUCAUU